This is a messenger RNA of Lolium perenne, 1075 nucleotides long. RefSeq names its product fatty-acid-binding protein 3, chloroplastic. Gene Ontology annotation, cellular component: chloroplast stroma. Gene Ontology annotation, biological process: fatty acid metabolic process. The record is from RefSeq and is a predicted model, not a curated record. NCBI's taxonomy places the organism in Eukaryota, Viridiplantae, Streptophyta, Magnoliopsida, Poales, Poaceae. Gene Ontology annotation, molecular function: fatty acid binding; intramolecular lyase activity.
GUGUCUUCUAUCGAUUUGUGAGCGAACCCGUCGUCCCGCGUCCUCUUCCCCAAACUCAAUCCAGUCUCCGCCUCCCCGCCCAGCGAGAACAGGGUCGCCGCGGCGAUGAUAGUUGCUACUGUCGUGGCCCCUUCGCUGGCCGGUUCUGCCUUUCCGAGGCCCGCUGCGGCCUUCCUCCGCACGCGUCUCCUUUCUCCUGGAGACGCGCUGCCGGGCUCUGCUCCUCGACAGGCUAGCGGCUGCCGCGUCGCGCGCGGCGGCGGCGCACGGAGGCCGCAAAUCUCAUUCGCAGCGGGAGGAGGCGCAGUUGGUGAUGCUUUUGUUGUAGAAGGCACAACAAAUGUGAAGUUCUCUAGAGAGUUAAUGGUUCCAGGCUCCACAGAGCCUUUGAUCGUACUUGGCACAGGUUACAGAGAUAAGUUCUUUGUCAAAGUAUAUGCUGCUGCAUUCUACGUGGAUUACUCCAUUGGAGUUGAUACCGAGCAGUGGAGGAAAAAGGUUGGCAUUGAGACUUUUGAUGCUUCCACGGUUUUUGACUCCAUUUUUAAAGCACCAGUUGUGAAAUCUCUGAGUAUAACUCUUGUUAGAGAUGUUGAUGGCAAGACCUUCGUGAAGGCUUUGGAUGACGUUAUUGCUCGCCAAAUAAAAAAACCAACUGCUGAGGAAGAAUCUUCAUUGUCAACCUUCCGAAAUAUCUUUUUAGGGCGCAAUCUCAAACAGGGAACAAGCAUCUAUUUAACCUGGUCGGAACCAUCAGUGAUGCUGGUCUCGAUUUCGACAAAUCAGGAUGCGUCUCAAGUUGAUGCUGAGAUCAAGUCAGCUUCUGUUAAUUAUGCUCUAUAUGAUGGCUUCUUUGGUAGUUCUCCUGUAUCCCCUACACUGAGAUCUUCCACUGCUCAACUGCUUGAAGCUCUCCUUACAAAAUGACACGCAAAGUAAGAUUGUUUAUGGUUCCAGAAGACAAAGUACAGAGAAUAUUAGUUCUCUUGGUAUUGCAUCUCAUAUAUUCGAACUGGCAGUGCAUAUCUGUGUUACACUUCUGAGAUUUUCUUUAGAAUGUUUGGGUGUCUUCGUU